Molecule: messenger RNA, 996 nt
Organism: Peronospora farinosa
Lineage: Eukaryota; Oomycota; Peronosporomycetes; Peronosporales; Peronosporaceae
Source: the annotation of a GenBank genome assembly
AUGGCAUCGAACAACACGGAGAAGAAGCUGGACAUGUCAUUGGACCAAAUCGUACAGGAACGCAAGAAUGACGUUAUUGCAACUGCCAAUAGCAAUGCAAUGAGCACGUAUGUGGAGGAUGACGUGGCUCUGAAAUUUACAGAAGAAGAUCAAGAUGUCGAGAUGGAGCAGUCAACACCUUUGGGUUGCCGUGUAUACGUGGGCAAUUUGUCCUGGAGCACCAAGUGUCAAGAUCUCCAGGAUCAUAUGCAGACUGCAGGGCCUGUGGCACUUGCUACAGUCCUAGAAUGGAACGGUCGCUCUAAGGGAUGUGGUGUCGUCACGUACGAGACGGAGGAAGCGGCACAAAAUGCUAUUGCCACACUCAAUGACACGGAAUUGGGUGGACGCAAGAUCUUUGUUCGGGAAGACCGAGAGUCACAGUCUUCGUCUGUUGCGAAGCCCAAGAGCGGCUUUCGGGUCUACGUUGGCAAUUUGUCGUGGAACGUCAAGUGGCAGGAUCUCAAGGACCAUAUGAAGAAUGCAGGCACUGUCGUCCAUGCUGAUGUGUUGGAAGAGCCCAAUGGUCGAUCCAAGGGAUGCGGGCUAGUGGAGUAUGCCUCGCAAGAGGAAGCUGCAAAAGCCAUUGCGGAGCUUAAUGGUACCGAGCUGGAAGGCCGAGUCAUUUUUGUCCGCGAGGACAGGGAACCCGAGGGUGGCAGCAUUUCAAAGUUUGCUAAGCGUGCCGCGGCCCCGCGCGGAGUCGGCGAAGGCCGCCAGCUUUACGUUGGAAACCUUCCAUGGGAUACCACUUCGCAGCAGCUAAAAGACCUGUUCCGGACCGUGGGUGAAUUGGAGCGUGCCGACAUUGCAGAGUACCCCGAUGGUCGCUCUCGCGGCUUUGGUAUCAUUCGUUACACGAACGCUGCGGAUGCAUCGCAAGCGAUCGAGCGCCUGAACGGUUUGGAAGUAGAAAGCCGAUUGAUCGAGGUGCGUCUGGACAAGAGAGAGAACUAG